Messenger RNA from Daldinia childiae, 387 nucleotides. RefSeq lists its product as uncharacterized. Lineage: Eukaryota; Fungi; Ascomycota; Sordariomycetes; Xylariales; Hypoxylaceae. The record is from RefSeq and is a predicted model, not a curated record. The transcript has a single exon. Bases 1 to 387 code for a protein of 128 amino acids. Gene Ontology annotation, biological process: L-ascorbic acid biosynthetic process. Gene Ontology annotation, molecular function: calcium ion binding; gluconolactonase activity.
AUGAAGCAAUACACCGCCGAGGAAUGGCUGCCGUCCAAGUCAGGGUUAGGUGAAAGUCCCUUAUACCGUGUCCAGGACGACACAUUCUAUUUCGUCGAUAUUAAAAAUAACCUGGUACACACUGUACCGCUUUCAAAAGGCUGGGAUGGAAGACACACGCUCGAAUUGGACGAGCCUGUCACCAGACUCGAUAUCGUGGAUGGGGAGUCGAACUUACUGGCCGCGCAAACAAAACUGGGAUUUGCUCUACUUAACCCGAUUAAAGAGACACUAGAUCGUAUCACAGACAUCCACCAUGUGGAAGGCGCGAACGUAGAUGAUAAGGUGCGAAUGAACGACGGCGCGAUCGACGCUCGGGGCAAACGGUGGGCUAGCACAAUAGCUUAG